Molecule: messenger RNA, 333 nt
Organism: Helobdella robusta
Lineage: Eukaryota; Metazoa; Annelida; Clitellata; Rhynchobdellida; Glossiphoniidae
Exons: 2
Coding region: 1-333 (110 amino acids)
Source: RefSeq, a predicted model, not a curated record
AUGCAUUCUAUUUACCUGAUAUUCGUUAUUACCGUCGUCCUUAGCUCCUAUACAUUUGUUACAGGCAUUAACGCAAAAAUUGACUUGGACGAAGUAGUGGCAAACAGACCAGGCAAACCAUCAGCGAGAUUUUACAACCUGGCCGCAAACGCCGACGACUCGUACAACGGCAACGAUGAAGGCUUCCAACAGCAGAUAAGACACAUCAGAAACUGGCUGAAGUACGGAGGAUUGGGAAAGAAAGCGAGCACUGAGCCGCUGCUGAUGACCAGGUUUGCAGGCCUUGGCAAGAGAUCCACUUAUCACAGAGACGAAGAUAUAUUUGAAUAUUGA